AUCUCGUCUCUCUUCCUUUCUAGUUCCAAAAUAGACGGGACAUGUAGCGUAGUGUAGAUGACACGGUAAAAGCAGAAGAGGAGGGGGGGCUGGAGACGCAAAAAUGGAAGCUGUUUAUUAUUAUUAUUAUCUACUACCCUUUGUAUUUCCAGCCAUUUUGUCAGCUGUGCUGGGUCUCUCAUCUCAAGAUCACCAAAACCAGCUCUACGAGGCCAAGCUGAGAAUCACUCAAUCAGAAUCUCGUCUUGAGGAAAUCACUCAAAAUAUAAACGACAGAGACCGUUAUUUGGAGAGAUGUGAGAAUCUAAUUGGAGAACUAGACCACAAAUUAAACCAUCUGCAAUCUGUUUUCUCACAUUUAAAGGUUGCUGAUGACAAGAUUAAAGACCUAGAAGAAGAGGUUAGGGUUUUGUGGGCUACUUUGAGAAAGAACAAUUUUGAUAUUCAUGUUUUAGAAUCGAAAGCCCGGGAAGCUGAGGAUAGAUUGCAAAUGGUAACUUCGCAAGUUCAGAAGAUGGAAGACAUAGUAUCAGAACGGUGGAUCCAAAUUCAACAGUUUGAGCAGGCUCUUCAACUUAAAGAAAUAAGAUUGAAGGCUCAAAGACAAGCAAGGCCUCCAAGAUGGACUUUUUUAAAGUUUUUCAGUUACCUUUCUGGUGAAUAUCUUCCAAAUGCUCAUGGGCUGUUGAGUUCACAUUUCAGUGAAGAGUCUGCCUUGAGAGCUUACGUAUCUCAAACCUUCUCCUGGCUAAAAAGAUUCUAUUCAACAGUAAAAGAGUCCCACCAUGAGUUGCAAGUUUUCGUCAAACAGGAAAUGGAAAGACAUGAGUUCACAGCCUGUCUUGCUAACCAGGAAAUAGUAUUUUUCGUGGCUUCUGCUUUAAUCAUCUUCCCUGUAUUGAGUGCUUGGAUAUUGCUCUCAUCACAGCUGUGCUAGUCGAGAGAAGUUUCCUCAAGAGAGAAGUUUCACAGCCUAUUCUAUUAACAGGAAGCCAAGGACACUCACUGAGCAUCAUUUUUCCUGUUCUUUUCUUACUAGUUGUAGUAAGCAAGAGAGAAACAGUUUGCUCUGUGCCAGUGCUGUUGUUUCAUCUUCUUCUUGGAUCAUGCUGGAGUUUUGUUUCCAGAUUCACUACUGAUUCUCAUGCCCGAAUCAAUAUUGCUGUACCAUGUCAUCUGUAUAUAGUGGCAACAUGGGAGAUGGAGUUGUUGCUUCAUACUCGUUGCAUGAUAGCCUAAACAUGCUUCCUUUAUGAUCCUUUCCCCCGUUUUUCUGGGUUCUUGUGAUUAAACUCCCAAAAUUUUGUCAUUGUACACUGGACAGCAGAAUUCUCACUGAUUUUAUAUAAAUAUGGAAUGUAAACUGGUCCAUUGGAUAAA
Populus trichocarpa (black cottonwood) is the source of this 1380-nucleotide messenger RNA. RefSeq lists its product as uncharacterized. The record is from RefSeq and is a predicted model, not a curated record. The transcript is spliced from 9 exons. Lineage: Eukaryota; Viridiplantae; Streptophyta; Magnoliopsida; Malpighiales; Salicaceae. Bases 104 to 937 code for a protein of 277 amino acids.